AUGGCGUCCGCGCCCAAGAGGCCGAAGGUGGCUGCCGGCAGCAGCGUCCGGGGGAAGGGCAGCGCCGAUCCCAUCCGCAGCUUCCUGGCGUGGUGCGGGCGGGCCGGGGUGGAGCUCAGCCCGAAGGUCCGCCUGAGCAGGGAGGGCGCCGUGGCUGGGUACGGCCUGCUGGCCGCCGAGGAGCUGGAGGGUGGAGAGGUUCUGUUCACUGUGCCCCGCACAGCGCUGCUGUCCCAGCACACCAGCUCCAUUCGGCACCUCCUGCAGGAAGCCCAGGAGUCCCUGCAGAGCCAGUCUGGCUGGGUGCCCCUCCUGCUGGCCCUGCUCCACGAGUACACAGCCAGCAGCUCCUGGUGGCAGCCUUAUUUCUCCCUCUGGCAGGACUUCAGAAGCUUGGAUCACCCAAUGUUCUGGCCUGAAGAAGAGCGAGCAAGGCUGCUGCAGGGCACAAGCAUCCCAGAAGCUGUGGACAAGGACCUGGCCAACAUCCAGCUGGAGUACAGCUCCAUCAUCCUGCCUUUCAUGGCGUCCCACCCCGACCUCUUUGACCCCAAGGUGCACACCCUGGAGCUGUACAAGCAGCUGGUGGCCUUCGUCAUGGCCUACAGCUUCCAGGAGCCUUUGGAGGAGGAGGAUGAAGAUGAAAAGGGCCCCAAUCCCCCGAUGAUGGUACCUGUGGCAGAUAUUUUGAACCACAUGGCCAACCACAAUGCCAACCUGGAAUAUACUCCUCAAUGCUUGCAGAUGGUUAGCACCCAGCCCAUCAGCAAAGGCCAAGAGAUCUUCAACACCUAUGGGCAGAUGGCCAACUGGCAGCUCCUGCACAUGUAUGGCUUUGCAGAGCCCUACCCUGGCAACACCAACGACACAGCUGACAUCCAGAUGGUGACGCUGCGCAGGGCAGCGCUGCAGCGUGCCAAGAGUGAAGCAGAGCAGCAGCUGGUCAGAGAGCAGUGGGACUUCCUGUGCCAGCUGGAGAUGGUGGGGGAGGAAGGGGCCUUUGUGCUUGGCUGGGAUGAGGUGUUGACAGAGGAAGAGCUGUCCAUGACCCUCAAGGUGCUCUGCAUGUCAGCAGAAGAAUUCCAGGAGUACAAAGAACAGGAGGGUUGGGAGGAUGACAGUGAGGAAGAGGAGAACUCCACCCUUUCCAACGAGGCUCUCUCCAGACUGAAAGCCCCUUGCAAGAAGCUGCUCUAUGACAGUGUGCUGCUGACUCUGGAGUCCUACAGGUCAGACUUGAAGGCAGAGCAGGAGCUGCUGGAUAAGAAGGAGGCCUUUGAGCAGCUGAGUCGGAGGGAGCAGCAGGCUCUGCACGUGCGUUAUGGCCAGAAGAGGAUCUUGCACCAGCUCCUGGAGCUGCUGGCUUAG
Indicator indicator is the source of this 1368-nucleotide messenger RNA. It is a transcript of the gene SETD6, whose product is annotated as SET domain containing 6, protein lysine methyltransferase. Lineage: Eukaryota; Metazoa; Chordata; Aves; Piciformes; Indicatoridae. The transcript has 9 exons. Gene Ontology annotation, molecular function: protein-lysine N-methyltransferase activity; protein binding. Gene Ontology annotation, cellular component: nucleus. Bases 1 to 1368 code for a protein of 455 amino acids. Gene Ontology annotation, biological process: peptidyl-lysine monomethylation. The record is from RefSeq and is a predicted model, not a curated record.